Messenger RNA from Aedes aegypti (yellow fever mosquito), 937 nucleotides. RefSeq names its product chymotrypsin-2. Gene Ontology annotation, biological process: proteolysis. Gene Ontology annotation, molecular function: serine-type endopeptidase activity. Bases 67 to 834 code for a protein of 255 amino acids. Lineage: Eukaryota; Metazoa; Arthropoda; Insecta; Diptera; Culicidae. The record is from RefSeq and is a predicted model, not a curated record. The transcript has 3 exons.
GGUUUAGCAAUGCAAUUAUCAUUCAGCAAGUUGAUUUACAGUAGUUAGGUAUUCUAAGAGUUCAAAAUGGGAUUCAAGGUUUUAUUUAUUUCUUGUGUUCUUUUGGUAUCUGCAAGAGGAGCAUUGCUGCCACUGGAUGAUAAUUACGUGAACCGAGUCGUUGGUGGUCACGAAGCAGAGCCAGGUUCAGCUCCACAUCAAGUUUCAUUGCAAGGAUUAUUCGGUCAUUCAUGCGGUGGAUCUAUUAUCGGUGACCAAUGGGUUCUAACGGCUGCUCAUUGCGUUGUGGGAGCGAUUUUGCCACUGUUUCAAGUCCUGGUUGGAACCAACAGUCUUAAGGAAGGAGGUCGAAAGUAUAAGGCAUCCAAGUUUAUCGUUCACAAUCGAUACAACAAUCCCCAAUUCCACAACGACAUUGCCCUGGUAAAACUCGCAAAGAAACUUGAGUUCAGCGAUGGCGUAAAAAGUAUCGAAUACUCAAAUGAACCUGUUCCGGAAAAUGCUAUUCUCACUCUAACUGGUUGGGGACUAACCUCUACCAAUGGACGCAUUCCGACGAAACUGCAAACAAUUGAUCUGAAGUACAUUUCAAAUGAGGAAUGUAAGCAACUGCAUGGGGGUGGCUCUGAAGUCAGCAUUGGACACAUUUGUACGUUAACUAAAACCGGAGAAGGUGCUUGCAAUGGUGACUCUGGUGGUCCCUUGACGUAUAAUGGAAGACUCGUUGGUGUGGUAAAUUUCGGCGUGCCAUGCGCUAAAGGAUUUCCAGAUGCUUACGCCAGUGUGUCUUACUAUUAUGACUGGAUUCGCGAGAAUGUAAAAAACAACUCUUAAGCUAUUUGAUCUUGCAAAAAACUCUCUGGGAAUCGAAUAUAGCUAGUGUAUAUCUAUAGAUUUACAUUAUUUACGCAAAUAAAACGAAAAUAAUUCUUUCAUA